ACUCGGCGAUGGAUUGGCCACAGUGGGAGGAGGCGGGUUUUUGAGGAAGGAGAAGCUUGUGAUUGGUCGGAUGUGCACGAACUGGAAUAAUGGCAGGGGAAGAGGCGGCCCAAAUGCAACCUCGAAGCUUGGGAUUGCUCGGUUAGCCAAGGCGAGGCGUAAAAGUGACGCACAUCCGCGAUCGCCUUGAGUGACCGAGACUGCGACCAACGGGAGGCGGUGGAUUAAAGGAAGAAAAGAUGGCGGCACCUCCACCGGCGCAGCCGGCGCCCCAGCCUCCGCAACCGCCUACGGCCGGCGUCUCCGGCCCAGGAUCGGCGGGUGCCUCGGUUCCGGGGCCUCCGCAAGCUCAGGCGCCGCAGCAGCAGCAGCCUCCCUCGGCACAGCUUGUAGCGGCCUCACAGAUCCAGGCAGCACAGAGCGGCCUCCUGCAGCAGCAGCAACAGGACUUCGACCCUGUGCAGCGUUACAAGCUUCUGAUUCCUCAGCUCAAAGAGAGCCUACAGGUGAUUGGCCCCGAACCCCCAAGGGAGAACCUGAUGAAGGUGGCGGCCCAGAACCUGGUGCAGAAUACCAACAUCGACAAUGGCCAGAAGAGCAGCGAGGGCGGGCUGCAGCGCUUCGACAAGAGCCUGGAAGAGUUCUACGCGCUCUGUGACCAGCUGGAGCUGUGCCUGCGCCUGGCCUAUGAGUGUUUGUCCCAAAGCUAUGACAGCGCCAAGCACUCCCCGACACUGGUGCCCACGGCCACCAAGCCAGACGCGGUGCAGGCAGAGAGCCUACCCUACCCGCAGUACCUGAGCAUGAUCAAAGCCCAGAUCAGCUGUGCCAAGGACAUCCACAACGCCUUGCUGGAGUGCUCCAACAAGGUCACGGGCAAGCUGCCAGCCCCGGGAGGGCUCUGACCCCGGGACAUCCACAGCUCCACAGCCAGCUGCAACAGCAGGAGCAGGGAAGCUGGCCACCGGGGUGACCUUGGCCCCCAACAACUUUCGGGGAGGCCUGGGCUACUGGG
Molecule: messenger RNA, 1015 nt
Organism: Vombatus ursinus (common wombat)
Lineage: Eukaryota; Metazoa; Chordata; Mammalia; Diprotodontia; Vombatidae
Gene: MED29
Product: mediator complex subunit 29
Exons: 4
Coding region: 240-905 (221 amino acids)
Biological process (GO): regulation of transcription by RNA polymerase II
Cellular component (GO): mediator complex
Molecular function (GO): transcription coregulator activity; transcription factor binding
Source: RefSeq, a predicted model, not a curated record